Molecule: messenger RNA, 1825 nt
Organism: Toxotes jaculatrix (banded archerfish)
Lineage: Eukaryota; Metazoa; Chordata; Actinopteri; Toxotidae
Product: translocon-associated protein subunit alpha-like
Exons: 10
Coding region: 280-1140 (286 amino acids)
Cellular component (GO): endoplasmic reticulum; endoplasmic reticulum membrane
Source: RefSeq, a predicted model, not a curated record
CGGGUUGCCACCGGUUUUUAAUUUGUCGACAGAGGCCCUGAGUGCUCUGCUGUGGCAGAUGAGGAACGUAAAAUGGGCAAGCUCACUUCCUCCAUGUGUGAAACGCAAUCAAACCACUGGAGUUUUAAAUAAGUCGGGCCUCCUCCCACAUCUGCUCCAGACAGACCUAACAGGCGGGUCCAACCUACCUCCUCCCAUAUCCCGCCCACUGCUCCGCCGCUGUCCUCUCCUCUCCUGAACGCUGAUGUGUUACUAACUUCAGCCUGCAAGUCUGAGAAAAUGUUCAACUUCGGAUCAAAAUUCCUGCUGCUGUUUCUCCUGGCCUUCCCCUGUGGAAUCAUUUCCAUCGGCCACGUCUCUGCAGAGCCAGACUCUGCUGAGGACAUUGCUGAAGACGCCGAUGCUGCUGUAGAUGAGGAGGAAGAUGACGAAGAAGUCCUUGUUGAGGAGGACCAGAUACAAACCUCGGAGGGAGACGAAGAUGAGUCCGAUGAAGCCACUGAUAAACUGAUAACCUCUCACCCUGAUGCUGACACAACCAUCAUCUUCAUGACAGGAGAAGAGUUUCCUGCCAACGAAAUUGUGAGGUUCCUGGUGGGUUUCACCAACAAGGGGAGUCAGGAUUUUACAGUUCAGUCGUUGGAGGCCUCCUUCCGUUAUCCACAGGACUUCCAGUUCUACAUUCAGAAUUUCACAGCUUUGCCCCUGAACACCGUAGUGCAGCCCCAGGCUCAGGCUUCCUUUGAGUACUCUUUCAUCCCUGCUCAACCCAUGGCUGGUCGUCCAUUUGGUCUUGUUAUCCUCCUCAACUAUCUUGACACUGAGGGCACCAUGUUCCAGACUGCUAUUUACAACCAGACUGUUACCAUCACUGAGAGAGAAGAGGGACUGGAUGGAGAAACGAUGUUCAUGUACGUGUUCCUGGUUGGACUGGUGGUCCUGAUGCUCUUUGGAAUGUACCAGGUCCUGGAGUCGAGGACGAAAAAGAGAAUUCCAAUGAAAAUAGAGAAGGGCACUGGUGGGAUAAAUGAUGUGGACAUCAGCUGGAUUCCUCAGGAGACUCUCAAUGUCAUGAACAAGGCUUCCCCUAAAACAUCUCCAUGGAAACGAACCAAGAGGGCAGCUGGAGCAGAUCAGUAAAACCAUCUGUUUUCCAUCCAGUGUCCAUCAGGCUUUCAAAGUUCAUUUCCUUGCCACAGUAACCCGAAUCCCAUUCACAAUGGAUCAACAUUUCUGGAAAGCAAUUUCCAGCCCGACCAGUGUGUUAAAGAUGUUUGUAUGGAUUUCAUUCUCUCAGUCUGAUGUUCCUGCUGGUAUUAUGACCAGAGAGCAUCCUGGACUCUGCUGCUGUGCUCAGAGCAUCAUCUUUUAGACACUAACAGGAAUGAACUACAGUUCAUUCUUAAAGUGACUUUUUUAUCUUUUUGUGUGUGGGAGUGUGUGUGUGUGUGUGUGUGUGUGUGUGUGUGUGUGUGUGUGUGUGUGUGUGUGUGUGUGUGUGUGUGUGUGUGUGUGUGUGUGUCUGUGAAAGCUGAGAAAGGAUAAACCAAUUAGUCAUUAAAAAUUGUGGAAAAAAACAAAGGGAUGUGGUAUAGGCUGCCCCACCCUCCCCAAAACAAAACUUAAUACAUCCAUGUGAAUGUCGUGAAGCCAUAAUAAUUGCAUUGGGGAUUAAUGACCUUUGAAUUGGAGAUUUGUCAUCUUUAGGGUAAAAUUGAUUUUAUGAUUUCAAAACAUUCACAUUUUGUCCUCCUUCUCUCCAUCAUGUAAACACCAUUGUGCCUUACCUGUACUGUGAUUGUGAAGCCCUGCAAAGAUUUAUCUU